Molecule: messenger RNA, 1354 nt
Organism: Talpa occidentalis (Iberian mole)
Lineage: Eukaryota; Metazoa; Chordata; Mammalia; Eulipotyphla; Talpidae
Gene: MAF1
Product: MAF1 homolog, negative regulator of RNA polymerase III
Exons: 8
Coding region: 119-889 (256 amino acids)
Biological process (GO): negative regulation of transcription by RNA polymerase III
Cellular component (GO): nucleus
Molecular function (GO): RNA polymerase III core binding
Source: RefSeq, a predicted model, not a curated record
UCCGCACCGCCUUCGCACCGGCACCGGCGCCGCCCGGCCCGGCCCGGCCCGGCCCGAUUGAGCCCAGCCAAGCAGGCCGCACCAGCCCCGAAGAGCACAGCACCCCUUCGCCAAGGACAUGAAGCUGUUGGAGAAUUCCAGCUUCGAGGCCAUCAACUCGCAGCUGACCGUGGAGACUGGUGACGCCCACAUCAUUGGCAGGAUCGAGAGCUACUCCUGCAAGAUGGCGGGGGACGACAAGCACAUGUUCAAGCAGUUCUGCCAGGAGGGCCAGCCGCACGUGCUGGAGGCGCUGUCCCCGCCCCAGACCUCGGGCCUCAGUCCCAGCAGGCUGAGCAAGAGCCAAGGCGGCGAGGACGAGGGUCCCCUCAGCGACAAGUGUAGCCGCAAGACCCUCUUCUACCUGAUCGCCACGCUCAACGAGUCCUUCCGGCCCGACUAUGACUUCAGCACAGCCCGAAGCCACGAGUUCAGCCGGGAGCCCAGCCUCAGCUGGGUGGUGAACGCCGUCAACUGCAGCCUGUUUUCUGCCGUGCGGGACGACUUCAAGGCUCUGAAGCCGCAGCUGUGGGACGCGGUGGACGAGGAGAUCUGUCUGGCCGAGUGCGACAUCUACAGCUACAACCCGGACCUGGACUCGGACCCUUUCGGGGAGGAUGGCAGCCUCUGGUCCUUCAACUACUUCUUCUACAACAAGCGGCUGAAGCGCAUCGUCUUUUUCAGCUGCCGUUCCAUCAGCGGAUCCACCUACACGCCCUCGGAGGUGGGCAACGAGCUGGACAUGGAGCUGGGAGAGGAGGAGGAGGGGAGCGGAGGUGGCGGCAGCGAGGGCGCACCCGAGGGGACCGGUGCCGCAGAGGAAGACAGGGUCCCCGUGAUCUGUAUGUGAGGGGCAGGAGCAGAGGCCCCAGCUUCACCCAGCUUCAACAGGCGCCUGGUCCUGCCCCGGGACGGCCCCAGGACCUCCCCAGCUGCCGGCGGGGCCUGGCACAGCCACAGCCGCACAAGGACGUGCCCGCCUAGCCCUUUGGCUGCAGCCUGUGGAUGUCCACUCACCCCACUGGGUCCUGUUGUCCUCCCUUGAUUGGACGGGCCAGCACAGGCCUGCCCCGGAACUGACACAGCAGGGGCAGCUGAACCCCAGAGUUUAUUUUUGUAUUUUGUACUGGGCCAGGCCUGGGUCUGUACACUCCGGCCCAAAGGGCCCAAGACCCGGCAAGCAGGCCCCAGUGGUCAUCCACCCAGGCUUGGGCUGCCCGGCGCCCGCCUGGACCCCUUUCCUGCCCGCCGGGCCGCGUGCACUGAGUGUCACUUUGCUGCAGCUCGUUUGUUUCCAAUAAAAGUUUCGUGACUU